This is a messenger RNA of Gordionus sp. m RMFG-2023, 1945 nucleotides long. Its product is annotated as SRRM2 protein homolog rsr-2-like. Lineage: Eukaryota; Metazoa; Nematomorpha; Gordioida; Chordodea; Parachordodidae. Gene Ontology annotation, molecular function: mRNA binding. The coding region runs from base 84 to 1610 and encodes 508 amino acids. The record is from RefSeq and is a predicted model, not a curated record. The transcript is spliced from 8 exons.
UUAGCACAAACCAAAUAAAAGAAUAUAAUCUAUCCUAAAUAAAUUUUUAGAACCCAUUUUCUAACUUAUCAUUUUGAUUAAAUAUGUAUAACGGUAUUGGGUUAGCUACCGCAAGGGGAACGGGAACUAAUGGCUAUGUGCAAAAAAAUUUGUCUUUUAUCAAACGAGUUAGAGAAAAAAUUGAAUACAAGCCGCUUGCUAAAGAAAACGUAGAAAAUUUAUUGCUUAAAAAGGCGAAUCAAGAAAUAUUGCUUCAUGAUAACAAAAGAAAACUAGAAAUUAGAUGUGUCGAAAUGAAAGAACUCAUGGAAGAUCAAGGGUUUGAUGAAGAAGAAAUUGAAGAAAAAGUUUCUAUGUUCAGGAAAAUGUUGAUGCAAACGUUAGAUGAAGGCAAUAAAAGUGGUGUUUAUGCUAGUAAAGAUGAGAUUGUAGAUGAAGAUAAUAUGGGAAGGCCAAUUACUAAAAAUAGCCAUCAAUUAAUUAGAGCAAAUGAACAAAAGAAUAAACUAUUAAAGCAUGCAUUUGGUAUAAAGGAUGAUUAUAUUAUUGGAUCAGCAUUUAAUGUAUUAAAUAUAAAGAAGGACGAAAAAGAUAAAAUAGCACAUCUGGAGAAAAUAAAAUUGUCUACUGAUACUGCAAUGGAAUCACAACCUAAUAAAUCACCCCCACGUGCAAUAUCAGAGCCAAAAAUUAUCGCUCAUAUUAAAAAUAACCAGAAACACAAAAAUAAAGAAAUCCUAUCCAUACCCCAAGCAAUCUCCUCAUCAAACUCUGAAUCUAGCGAUUCAAGCUUAUCCACAGCAUCCCUUUCCUCGAAGGAAUUGAAGAAACGUAAACAUAAACACAAAAAACAUUCCAAACAUCACAAAUCAGAAAUUGAGGACCAAACAAAAAUAAAUUCCCGUCAACUCAAACAAGUUGAAAAAUCGAAGGAUCAGGACAAGAAGAAACACGAAGCCCGAGCUGAAGAUUUUUUCGGUGUUCCGCCUGAAACGAAUACAAAAAAUCGUAGAGAUGAAAAAUACGAGAAAAGUAAUAUCGAGGACACACAUUAUUUGGAUAAUAAAAAGGUAAGAAGUGAGAUUAGAAAAAUACCAAACGCAUCGGGAUUACAAGAUCAUGAUAUUUUUGGGCAUAAAAAUGACGCAACUGGGGAUGGAGACGCGAAUAGACCCAGCCUUAACACUCGUAGAAAAGACGUUAACUCUAGAGAUGAAAGGAUGAAUGAAUCAAAAUUACCAAUUAAAUAUAGAGAUGAAAAGAAAUAUUGUAGCGAUUCAUCUAACAAUGAUACUAAUAAUAACCGACGAAAUGAAAGUCGAUUAUUCGUCUCAAAAUACGACGGAAAACAAUGCGAAAAACGUCUGAAUCAUAGUAAAACUGUUCGAAAACACGAAAGGUCUCAUUCUAAUUCCAAACAUCGAUCAAAUAGGGGUGGAAAAUCGAAUAACUCAUCGAGUGACAGCUCUUCAGGUGAUGAUAAUGUCAAAAACGAAAAAAUGAAUAGAUCGAGAAACCAAAUAAUCAAACACGAUAAAAAAGGGGAUGGUAAAAAACGUACAAAUAAUAAGACCAAACGAAGGGAAUCAUCAUCUGAUAGUAGUUCUUAAUAAAACCAUCUUUAAAGUGGAUGGAAACUGAACUAGACAUAAAAAUCAAACCGCUGCAGAUUAAAAGAUUAGUGAAUAAAAAUAAUUAAUUAUUUAUUGACUAUGAAUAUAUUUAAUUAUAAUAUUAUAACUUAAAUAAUGUAAAGUUAUUCCAAAAAUGUAAAUAUAAAUUACAUUAUAUUUAACGAAUCAAAUUUAUAACAUGAUUACUCAUUUUAAGAUUUAUAUUAGUCAUAAACCAAUAAAGAAAAAUAAAAAGAUAUCUAGAUGCCUCUUAAAAACUCCUUGGAACAUGGUGAUAUUGUAAUAUUUUAAAAAAUAAUUUUACCUAUUUU